Danio aesculapii is the source of this 2092-nucleotide messenger RNA. RefSeq names its product solute carrier family 29 member 2 (gene slc29a2). Gene Ontology annotation, molecular function: nucleoside transmembrane transporter activity. The record is from RefSeq and is a predicted model, not a curated record. The coding region runs from base 88 to 1434 and encodes 448 amino acids. Gene Ontology annotation, biological process: guanine transport; adenine transport; hypoxanthine transport. Gene Ontology annotation, cellular component: plasma membrane; basolateral plasma membrane. The transcript is spliced from 13 exons. NCBI's taxonomy places the organism in Eukaryota, Metazoa, Chordata, Actinopteri, Cypriniformes, Danionidae.
GGUGAAGGCGGGAAAGCUUUGAAAUCAUCAGAGUCGCAGCUCGCGCUUAUUGAAGACGUGAAAGAAGAGCAUUUUUCACAUUUCAAAAUGAGGAUUUGUAAGGGAGCAUUGGAUAAAGGUGGCCUUGUGGCUGUGAUCUUUUUCCUGCUGGGAAUGGGAACUUUGCUUCCAUGGAACUUCUUCAUAACUGCAAUGACGUAUUUUACCGACCGUUUGAAAAAUGGUAAUUCCACUCAGCCAGACUCGUAUAUGUUUAGUAACAACAGUGUGCUGCUAGCCCAGCUUCCCUUACUGCUAUUCACGCUCCUCAACUCCAUUCUAUACCAGCACAUUGCAGAAAAGAUCCGGAUUGCUGGCAGCAUGGUUGCUAUAUUACUUCUCUUCAUUCUCACAGCCAUUUUAGUGAAAGUUGAUAUGGACCGGGACCGUUUCUUUUCCAUUACCAUGGCAACCAUCUGGUUUAUUAACAUGUUUGGGGCCAUUCUGCAAGGUAGUCUUUUUGGUUUGGUCGGGAAACUUCCUCCGAGAUUCAGCUCCGUGUUCAUGAGUGGACAGGCAGUGGCGGGAAUCUUCUCUGGUCUUGCCAUGCUGUUUUCAAAUAUCUUUGAAACCAACCCUGAGAGCUCAGCCCUGGGAUAUUUCAUUACCCCCUGUGCCGCCACUCUACUGACUUUGUUUUGUUACCUCUUACUUCCACAUCUGAGAUUUGCCCAAACUUACUUGGAAAAAGUAUCCACUGAAACUGCAGAUGCAGUGAAGGAGCCAUCGGCAAAUGGUUCAGAGACUGUUAAAGUGAAGUUGAAUGAUCUUGGUCAUGAAUUCAAUGACAUCGGUGAAACGGAAGCUUGUGAAAAGCUGAAUGAGUUCAACCAUGAGCAAACUGAGAAGUCAACUGUGCCACAGGUCUUCAGAAAGAUUUGGGUAAUGGCAUUAUGCGUGACCUGCGUGUUUGCUGUCACUCUAUCCGUUUUCCCAGCGAUUACUAUAAAUACAAAACCCUCUGGCUUCUUUGAAGGCAAAAACAACAUCUUCGUACCUUUGUGCUCGUUCUUGGUCUUCAAUGUGAUGGACUGGAUCGGCAGGAGUCUGACUUCUUGUCUUCAGUGGCCUUCCAUGAAGAGUCGACUCUUUCCUAUUUUUGUACUAUCAAGAGUGGUUUUCAUUCCAGCCCUCAUGCUCUGCAAUGUCCAACCUCGCAACUAUUUGCCAGUCGUUUUCAACCAUGACAUGGCGUAUAUCAUCCUUAUGUCUUUGUUUGCCAUUUCAAAUGGAUAUUUAGCCUGCCUCUCCAUGAGCUAUGCCCCACAGCUGGUGAGGCCUAAAGAUGCUGAAACAGCAGGUGCUCUGAUGACCUUCUUCCUAGCUUUGGGACUCUCUUUAGGUGCUGCUUUCUCCUUUGGCCUUAAAAACUUACUCAGUGGAAAAUCCAACUAGCUGUGUAUGGUGUAAUCUCUUUACCCACCACCACAAACAUGUUUCAAGUGACUACUAUCUCAAGGUAUGGUUGUAAUUAUUUGCUCCAUUUCAUGCAUAUACCUUUGUCUGUGAAGGCUAAUGGUCAUGUUCAGUGCAUGUAAACGAAUAGCACUUCUGUUUAAAUUACUCAUUUUAGUUACGCACACAUACAUUGUUUAUGCUUAAUGUAGAUCAUGUACUUGGGGAUCUGCAGUCUGUGCAGAUGACAAGUGAUGUAUACUGAUGUAUAGCACUUUUAUCUAUGGAUUUGAAAAGUUUCAUGUAGGACAAAGGGAAACAAAUUUCGAGGCUGUAGAUGUUAAAUAUUCUGGGGGAUGUACUGUUGCAUUUCCAUAGGACUGUUCAUGUUUAACAUGUUUUAUGAUUUUUCUCCCUGCAUUUGAAUCAUAUUUUGUAUUUUCAUGUUAUUUAUAUUUGAAUUUCUUUUGGUCAUUUGUUUUUAAUUAGUGGUAUUUAUUUCUAUUGUCUUGUGUUUCCAGGAUUUUUAAAAUCAUUAUAAAAUUUUGGUAUUGUGUUGUUGUUGUUUUUUAAUUAGUUUUGAAAGGGAUGUAUUUCUUUUAAAGGAUCUGUCAACUGUUGUAUACUUUUAUAUUUGUUUGGAUGGGUUUAUACAGUU